Molecule: messenger RNA, 606 nt
Organism: Colletotrichum higginsianum IMI 349063
Lineage: Eukaryota; Fungi; Ascomycota; Sordariomycetes; Glomerellales; Glomerellaceae
Exons: 1
Coding region: 1-606 (201 amino acids)
Source: RefSeq, a predicted model, not a curated record
AUGCAGACCCCAACCGCUACCGUGCGACUCAGGAUCACCUCUCGAUCUAUCCAGCGCUGCCUAAAGCUGAACUUUCCGAGAGACAUGUGGAGCACCUCCUCGACGUCGACGUCGCCCCUCCAUUUGGACCUCACCUCCAUUGACCCGCGCUUGGAGAACUUCCUCUCGACACUUUCUGCCUUUCAGUCCCGCCUGGUUAGGUUUCAUCAGUCACGAAUGAGGUCGGGCGUGGCGCAAGUCGGGAUCCAAGCGGUCACCCACACGAGAGAUAGCAAAUGCCUUCCUUCAGCUUGGCCUUCAACUCCAGGUACACAUCCAGGUUCAGCCCCGAUCUGCAACCUCACAGGCCCGUCGUCCUUGACGCCGCCCUGGCGCGGUAUCGUCACUGUAGCCUUCUUGUUGGAGUUUUCUCACCAUCGCCGUCGCCGCUGUCGGUUCUACUACUGUCGUCGCCAUCGAAGCCCAGGUUUUCGCGGUUCCGGUUCCGCCCCCGCUGCCGUCCACGCUGACCCCGGAGUCGGCCUUCGAGAUGCCCGUGUUCGAGCCGCCGACGCUGGACGCCGAGUCGUCGACCUGAGGCCUAGCUCGCCGAGGGUUUCACUCUAG